AUGCCCAAAUCGUGGAUCGCACUAGUAGGUUUCUGCGAUCGAAAAGCCUGGGAUCCUCUAACCCGUCAAGUUCUGGACUCCACCCCGGUCAUUCCAUAUCUAUCAUAUAGUGACCGCAUAUCGAAGAUUGGUCUGGGGAACGGAACGUUUGCAUUAACCUUCAAUGUCACUUGCGGCUAUGUCGAUGGUGCAUCGGUAACGCCAAUCAACAAUACCGGGAAUUGGACACGAGACACGACUUACGAUGAACAUGUCCAACCCAUCCCUGUUCUUGCGCCCAAUACAUUCAAGUGGCUAAAUUUCUAUAGUUACAACUUUCAGGACCCUUUUCUGUCGUCCUUCGAACAUCACGGAUUCCAAUGGCUCCACUGCCGUCUUCGCCCAUUAAUCUUUGCUCAGAAAAUGUUAGCUAUUUUGAUGAGACCACCGUCGACACGAUACAAAUUAUCGGCUGCACUAUCACCCAACUCAACCAGAGCGCCGUGGCAGACGCACAGUCGCACCUCCUCAAACGCAUAUACCCAUCUAGCCAAAAAAAUGACAUUAACUUGGGCGAAAUGGGACUCUGAGACGGUCCCCGUCAAUGCUACCGUUUCCUCCUCGCCGGAGGGCACCACGAUAAUAUAUGGUCGAGGUGAAAAAACCGUCAUACCCGACGCAGCAAUUCUCAAACGGCAGACUAGGGAUACUCCGGCUGCCAAUCCCACGUCCGCCCCGGCCCCUCAGGACCCUAAUCCGACACCUGCACCAGAGCCGCAGGGACCAUCUACACAACCCAUUGUCACUCCAACGGAGUCCCAAAGUCCUACUCCCGUUCCAGCACCGCCGACCACAGGCCCCGCCCCCCAGAACCCAGAACCUUCCCCGGUGAUUCCAACGGAGCCACAGCCCCACUCCUUUGCCGGCACCGCCGACCGGUACACCCUCAGGUCCCGCCCCCCAGAACCAGAAUACUUCACCACCGGUCGUUUCAGGUUCAACACCCCAAAACCCAAAACCUUCCCCAGUGCAGGUGUCUUCAGCACCCCAGAAUCCCAAUCCCUCCCCAGCUCUACCGCAGUCAAUUACACCACUGCCUGUCCCUCUGGGACAGUCCGCGCAUGGAAACAACGGUGCAGUCACUGUCUCUGGUCGACUUCAAACUGCUACACCGGCGUCAACCAAUGGAAAAACACUCAAUCGGCGCAGUCCAGUCUCCGUCCUGGCAAUACUUGGCAGUCACUAACAACCACGAACACAUUUUUUGCAAUUCCACCAUCGUCGCAAGGCAUUGAUUCGUCCAGCGGUACACCUACCACGACUGCGUCAAGCGCCAACAGUAGCAGCCAAGGAUUUGGGUCACUUUCCUAUUAUGAGAUGUCUAAUGUUUUCCUUGACGUGAUAGGUGCCGGCAUCCUGGUUUGCAUAUUACGCCUACUCAAAUCUCCUCAUGUAGUGGUGGAAUCUCUUCUAUCAAGCAGCGAUCAGUCGGUUCCCUUCUACGGACGACUGUCCAGGGUUCCUUGGACCAACCCUGAGUCGUGUAAUCCUUUGACAGUUGUUGAACAAUUUGUCAUGGAAGAUCUGGGGCUUCAUUCUAUUCUGCUGAACAGCCCCGUUAAACCGGCAUCCCAAAUUGCGUUGCACGAUUUGGAGAAUUCCCUUUCAAGUGCGACGGCAGCGUCCCAUUAG
Molecule: messenger RNA, 1671 nt
Organism: Guyanagaster necrorhizus
Lineage: Eukaryota; Fungi; Basidiomycota; Agaricomycetes; Agaricales; Physalacriaceae
Exons: 8
Coding region: 1-1671 (556 amino acids)
Source: RefSeq, a predicted model, not a curated record